GUUUUUAUGCUAACGUAAAAUGCCUCGACUUGAGUGUCUGACAGACGUAGUAACGGCUGAAACGCGAACCCAAGAGAAAAAUGUCUGUCACUAAGUCGAUGCUACUCUGCAAGACUUAAACAUUUAGAGGAAAACUUUGCAUUUUUUUUGGUAGUGGCACAUUUUCUGUUAGCACUCAACUUUAGGGUUCAAAUAUCAGCAGGCGUGUACUAGUUUUUCAGCUAUCAGCUAGCUUGCGUUUCUAAACCUAUAUCUGGAGUUAAACUUCAGUGGAAAAGCGGUGGAACAGUGGAAAUAAGAGGCGAACGGAGGCACGUCGAAGCGCACAAAACCUCGGUGCUGCCAGUUUUAUGAGCUCCUGGUGGUGCUGUCUGCUCUCUGCGGCCUGAAUUCAUGAGCGUGCUCUCUGUGUAGUCUGCGGUGAUGGGGAGCGGAGUCCAUGAACAACAGCGCUCACUGACACAAGGAGAAGUGUUGCCACUGACCUCAUCCAGUCAGUCGGAAGGGAGCUAUGAGGGCAUGAAGCAGACUCGCUCCGUCCUAAACUCGCUGUUCUCGGGCGCUUUAGCCGGAGCUGUGGCUAAGACUGCCGUUGCUCCACUGGACAGAACCAAAAUCAUCUUUCAAGUGUCUUCAAACCGAUUUUCUGCAAAGGAAGCCUACAGGUUGAUUUACCGAACUUACCUAAAAGAUGGCUUCCUCAGUCUGUGGAGGGGGAACUCUGCCACCAUGGUGCGAGUCAUCCCGUAUGCUGCCAUCCAGUUCUGCGCACAUGAGCAGUACAAGAGACUGCUGGGAGGCUAUUAUGGCUUUCAGGGGAAAGUUCUGCCUCCAGUCCCGAGGUUAUUGGCUGGGUCUUUGGCUGGAACCACGGCGGCCAUGCUGACGUACCCUCUGGACAUGGUGCGGGCCAGGAUGGCUGUGACGCCCAAGGAGAUGUACAGCAAUAUUCUGCACGUUUUUGCACGGAUCUCUCAGGAAGAGGGCAUAAAGACUCUGUAUCGAGGAUUUGCUCCAACCAUUCUGGGUGUGGUUCCUUACGCCGGACUGAGCUUCUUUACCUAUGAAACGCUGAAGAAGCUGCAUGCAGAGCAGAGUGGCCGUGCACAUCCCUACUCCUACGAGCGCCUGACCUUCGGAGCCUGCGCCGGCCUCAUCGGUCAGUCGGCGUCCUAUCCCCUGGAUGUGGUACGGCGGCGCAUGCAGACGGCAGGCGUCACAGGCCACACGUACGGCAGCAUCAUCGGCACCAUGAGGGAGAUCGUGUCCGAGGAGGGCUUCAUCCGUGGACUCUACAAAGGCCUCAGCAUGAACUGGGUGAAAGGACCCAUCGCCGUGGGGAUCAGCUUCACCACGUUUGACCUAACGCAGAUCCUCCUGAGGAAGCUGCAUCAGAUGGGCUUCACUCGAUAGUGACGGCACAGACGGAGGACGUGGGCGGAUAGAAGGGAUGCUCGGAGACUUUUUAACAGCCAGAUUGAGGCAAAGCGACUCAGGUUGUGCAGGAAACCAGUCCUGCAGAGGAGGUACGGUGGGUUCUAAGAGCAAUAUGAGCAAAAAAUGAGCGCACAUUAACUGACAUUUGGGAACCUCACGAAUGUUUCCAAACAUUUACAGAAGUCUCUACUGCCAUGCAAGCAGUGACACCAAAGGGACAGAGCUCUCUGCAGAUUAAAUGUUUGUGACGUUGACUAUAAUGUUGGUACGCUACAAGUUUUUUUUUUUUAGUUAUAUAAAUAGUCCUCAGUCGUGGCCUGUAAAGACUGCAGUGUUUUGUUUUUAAAGCUGAUCUCUUGUUGGUGCCAACACGUGUAAUAUUCUCAGUGCCCAUAUCUUCUCAAGUUUUUCCUAAACGUAUCACUGGAUUUUUGAACAUUUGUUUCGUCUGACAGUCAAGUUUACUAGAAGUUUAUGCUCGCUGCAAACCAUCAGAGGAAGUAACUUUACAGCUUCGUAUGUCUUCCUUUUACCUUCAGUCUGAUGGCUGCGUCUCAUUUUUCCUCUCAAAUAACACUAGUCACACUCCGGUUUUGCACGUGCAACUUUAAAGUCCUGCAUAUCAGUAAAUACUAACAGACUAAGUUGACUGGAAAUAUGCAAGCACGUCGUGAAGAGAUUUUAUAGUCUGUAAUUUGUUUUAUCUCACAUCUAAAUCAAAGAUGCCUUUAAUUAUUGCAUUUUAAAGUGUUAUAUGAAGUGGAGGUAAUAAAAAGAAAAAUCAUAUUUUAUGGUUUCUUAUGAGGCUGCAGUUUAACAUUCUGAAUGUAUUGAUGGAAGCUUAAAGUCGGUGAAGAGUGUCAAUGGUUUCUAUACUUGGAGCACGCGUUCUGAGGAAACAUGGUUGAGAUAUUGAGCUGCUGACUGAGAGCCAAGUGGGGCAGAGGGCGAGUCCUGCUCUAGCUCCAAAAACAGUAAACACAGUCUGUACUUUCCGUUUGUGUGUUGGUGUGAACAAGCAAUUACAACAAAACCAGAAAACCUCCAGUAGAGUUUUUAUUGUUGAGGGAAUUUGAUUAUUUAAAUCCUAUCUGAAUAUUUUUGACAUUUUUUGGUGAAUUUUGCUGCUCAUCUGUCAUUUUUUUUCACACUGGUCACUAAAACAUAAAAUUUACUUCUUUUGCGGUUUUUAAGUUAUCAUACAUAAAAGCCACUUCCACACAUCUAAAGGUUAGACUUGACUAUGUAGUUAUUGACACGACUUCAUACUUUUUUUUUCCACCACAGCACAAAGGGCUGUUUUCACUUCAGGUGACAACAAACAAGAUUCUAUGUUCUUUUCCUUCCCUCCGUCUGCCUGAUGAGCUGCAGAUAAGCUGCAUCUGCAAACAGAAGCAUUGUCUUUUAGCUCCAGUCUAUGAUGUUUUUAUGGACAAAGACAGAAGCUGUGAUUGAUGAUCGACAAGCAAAGAAGCUGUUUUGUGUAAAAACUAAAUGAAGGUGAUUUACUGAUUCUUAAGUGCCUAGAGUGGAGAAGGAAGAAUCUUUAGUAUGAUUUACUCUUCUUUGGAGACGUAGCUUUGAUUUUUAGGCGUAGAAUUGACGAGUUCUCAGGAGGCAGCCGAUGUCUAAAAGUGGUCUAAAAGUUUGUGAGACUGCAGUGGCUGAAUGUAUUAACAUACUAUUUGGUGUUUUUGUGUGUGAAGAUUUUGUAAAAGCUUGAACUGCCAUGCAGAAUCCUGCUGUUCACUUUGACGUUUGUGAUUUAUUUUGGGACUAAUUUUAAAUUUAAGAAAAGUACCUGCCUGUCAUGCAGAAAUGAGAAUCAGAGGAGUACAAAAGACAAUCAUAAAAUGCCAAAAACUUUAUUAAAUCUAACAAAACUAAAGCACUACAAUAAUUUAGUACAGCCUAUUUUUUUUGGGGGGGGGAGUAGUGACUUCAUUGUGGAAGUGUGGGCGAGAACUUCUCCAUUGUUACAACACCUUAUACUAUUUUAAUGGCUGUGAAAAAACAUUCUUUAAGUCCUAGUGCCAACUGAAUGUAAUGUAACUGAAUAACCACAGCUUGUGUCGAGCUUUUUGUGAUGAUGGUGUUCCUGUAGGAAGUGUUCCUAAAUCUCAACAUGUCAAAUAAAACUGGAUGUUAACAGAA
Molecule: messenger RNA, 3591 nt
Organism: Oryzias melastigma (Indian medaka)
Lineage: Eukaryota; Metazoa; Chordata; Actinopteri; Beloniformes; Adrianichthyidae
Product: mitochondrial coenzyme A transporter SLC25A42
Exons: 8
Coding region: 424-1413 (329 amino acids)
Biological process (GO): transmembrane transport
Cellular component (GO): mitochondrial inner membrane
Source: RefSeq, a predicted model, not a curated record